Messenger RNA from Myotis daubentonii (Daubenton's bat), 6994 nucleotides. RefSeq names its product acyl-CoA synthetase long chain family member 6 (gene ACSL6). The record is from RefSeq and is a predicted model, not a curated record. The coding region runs from base 311 to 2479 and encodes 722 amino acids. Gene Ontology annotation, biological process: long-chain fatty acid metabolic process. Gene Ontology annotation, cellular component: endoplasmic reticulum; membrane. Gene Ontology annotation, molecular function: long-chain fatty acid-CoA ligase activity. Lineage: Eukaryota; Metazoa; Chordata; Mammalia; Chiroptera; Vespertilionidae. The transcript is spliced from 21 exons.
CAGGGGCGGGGCGGAGACGGCAAGUCGGCACUGCGGCCCUCCCCCGCCCGGGGCCUCGGCAGUUCGGCUGCGCCUGCGACUCCCGGACGCCCUAGACCCCCGCGGGCUGCGGGCAGGGAGGGGCUCCCAGCGCAGCGCGCGGCGCCCUCCCCUCCGGCGGACCGGGCUGCGGCGGCGCGGGAGGGGGCGCUGUGGAGCAGGGGCGGGGGCUAAAAAUACCCGGCGGCGGCGCGGCGGCUGCUGGGCUGCGGAGCUGCGGGGCCGUGGGCCAGGGAGGCUGUGCCGGGCCAGGCCGGCCCCGCGGACGGACAUGCUGACCUUCUUCCUGGUCUCGGGGGGCUCUCUCUGGCUGUUCGCGGAAUUCAUUCUCUUGCUUCUGGAGAAGAUGCAGACACAAGAGAUUCUGAGGAUGCUGCGGCUGUCCGAGCUGGGCGACUUGGGCCAGUUCUUCCACAGUCUUUCAGCCACCACCCUCAUGAGUGUGGGCGCCCUGGCCGCCAUCCUUGCCUACUGGUUCACUCACCGGCCCAAGGCCUUGCAACCACCGUGCAACCUCCUGAUGCAGUCAGAGGAAGUGGAGGGCAGUGGUGGGGCCCGGCGAUCCGUGAUUGGGGAUGGCCCUCAGCUGCUCACCCACUACUACGAUGAUGCCAGGACCAUGUACCAGGUGUUCCGUCGUGGGCUUAGCAUCUCAGGGAAUGGACCGUGUCUUGGCUUCAGGAAGCCCAAGCAGCCUUAUCAGUGGCUGUCCUACCAGGAGGUGGCCAACAGGGCUGAAUUUCUAGGAUCCGGACUUCUCCAGCACAAUUGUAAAGCAUGUACAGAUCAGUUUAUUGGUGUUUUUGCACAAAAUAGACCAGAGUGGAUCAUCGCAGAGCUUGCCUGCUACACGUAUUCUAUGGUGGUGGUCCCGCUCUAUGAUACCCUGGGCCCUGGGGCUAUCCGCUACAUCAUCAACACAGCUGACAUCAGCACCGUGAUAGUGGACAAACCUCAGAAGGCCCAGCUCCUGCUGGAGCAUGUGGAGAGGAAGACGAUUCCAGGACUCAAGAUGAUCAUCCUCAUGGACCCGUUUGAGGAAGCUCUGAAAGACAGAGGGCAGGGGUGUGGAGUGGUCAUUAAGUCCAUGCAGGCUGUGGAGGAGUGCGGCCAACAGAAUCUUCACGUUCCUGUGCCCCCAAAUCCCAGUGACCUCUCCAUUGUGUGUUUCACAAGCGGCACAACAGGGAACCCAAAAGGUGCAAUGCUGACCCAUGGGAACGUGGUGGCUGAUUUCUCAGGCUUUCUGAAAGUGACAGAGAGUCAGUGGGCUCCCACUUGUGCGGAUGUGCACAUUUCCUAUUUGCCUUUAGCACACAUGUUUGAGCGAAUGGUGCAGUCUGUUGUCUACUGCCACGGAGGGCGCGUCGGCUUCUUCCAGGGAGACAUCCGUCUCCUCUCAGAUGACAUGAAGGCUCUACGCCCCACCAUCUUCCCUGUGGUCCCACGACUGCUGAACCGGAUGUACGACAAGAUCUUCAGCCAGGCAAACACACCACUGAAGCGCUGGCUCCUGGAGUUUGCAGCAAAGCGUAAACAGGCUGAAGUCCGGAGCGGAAUCAUCAGGAAUGAUAGUAUCUGGGAUGAGCUCUUCUUUAAUAAGAUUCAGGCCAGCCUUGGUGGGUGUGUGCGGAUGAUUGUGACUGGAGCAGCCCCCGCGUCACCAACAGUCCUGGGAUUCCUUCGGGCAGCUUUGGGGUGCCAGGUUUAUGAAGGUUACGGCCAAACCGAGUGCACAGCUGGAUGUACCUUCACCACACCUGGGGACUGGACCUCAGGGCACGUGGGGGCGCCUCUGCCCUGCAAUCAUAUCAAGCUCGUCGACGUCGUGGAACUGAACUACUGGACCCGCAAAGGAGAGGGAGAGAUAUGUGUGAGAGGACCAAAUGUGUUCAAAGGUUACUUGAAAGAUCCAGACAAGACAAAGGAGGCCCUGGACAGCGACGGCUGGCUCCACACUGGAGACAUUGGGCAGUGGCUGCCGGCGGGAACUCUUAAAAUUAUUGAUCGGAAGAAGCACAUAUUUAAACUUGCUCAGGGAGAAUAUGUUGCACCUGAGAAGAUUGAGAACAUCUACACCCGGAGUGAGCCUGUGGCACAAACCUACGUCCAUGGGGACAGCUUACAGGCCUUUUUGGUGGGCAUUGUUGUGCCUGACCCUGAAGUCAUGCCCUCCUGGGCACAGAAGAGAGGAAUUGAAGGGACAUACUCAGAGCUCUGUGUAAAUAAGGAGCUGAAGAAAGCCAUUUUGGAAGAUAUGGUGAGGUUAGGAAAAGAAAGUGGACUCCAUUCUUUUGAACAGGUAAAAGCCAUUCACAUCCAUUCUGACAUGUUCUCAGUUCAAAAUGGCUUGCUGACACCAACACUAAAGGCUAAGAGACCUGAGCUGAGAGAGUACUUCAAAACACAAAUACAAGCGCUCUACUCAACCUCCAUGUGAAGUUCAAGGCAAGUUCUGCUCAGUACAAUGGACUGUGUAGCAAUAUUAUAAUUAUUCAUGAAAGUAAUGAGUCAGAAUGACGCAGCUGAAAAUGAAUAAGCACGUGACUACGACUGAGCCUUUUCCUGUCCCAAGAUGUCUUUAACAAUAUUUUCUCUAUCAUCACUGAGUACACUUUAUUUUUAUUAAAAUGAUAUUGUAGCAAGCUGCUAAAAAUAUUGCAAAUGGCAAUGUAAAAAUCAAGACUUUUCUCAAGAACGAUGUACCACUAAAAGAAAUAUAUUCUCAAUGUUCAUAGCACUGCUAUUAAACAUAAAGAAAAAAACAUAACUGAUAUAUUGUACUUAAUUACUUGUGGACUAGAAACCAGAUACAGCAAAUAUCCAGGCAAUGUGGACUACCUCAUUCAAUAACCGAUUGUCAAAAUCAUAAUUAAAUCAGAUUUAAAAAUUAAAACUAGGUGUGCGGAAUCAUACUAAAGUGAAAUGUGAUAACUCACAUUCUACAUAACUAGAUUCUUCAAACAUGACAAUCCUUGUUGAUGUGAAAAAAAAAGUUUUCUCUCUAAUUUUUAUGUUUAUUCAUAAAAAAUGCAAAUUCAGAUAUUCUUAAAACUAAUGUUAUAUUUAUAUAACAUGUCACAAAAAUCUUUCAAAACAUUUUCUCAUUUAUAAGCUCAUUAAAACAUUCAGAAACAACCUAGGAAAAAUGUAAUGUAUGACUACUUCAAGAAUAGUAUGUGCACAUUUUUGGACUUCUUACCACAUUAAUUCUAAAAGCUGUCUGUUGACUCUACAAUGAAUGGACCUAUGGAGAAGAUGUGGGAAGAGAAACCCAGAAUUAUUUCUCAGGGUGGGCAGCAAUUAAUCUAUGUUCCUUGCUGGGUUCUUCUAGUCUUCCAUGUUCAAUAUGUCCAUGUUUGGCCUGGGAAACCCCAAAUGGCUAAAAUUCUGAACAAUUUCACUUUCUUUCAGUAAGACUAUCAAGGCAUGAUGUCAGGAGAAAGGAAUGUUAUUUCCAAGUAAAGUAAUUUUUCCACAACAUAAUUUUGAAUAACCUCUUCAAAAUACCCCAUGGAAAACUUUUCAGUCCAUCAUAGAUAAAUGUCUUCUUGGGGCAUAAUUCCAUUCAUAAAAUCUGAAAUGCUUCUAAGCUUAACCACAAAAACCUCCUCUCUUGCAUUAUGUAUUUAGACACUUCUUGCACCUGGGUGUCAACAAUUUCACAUAAUUAAAGCCCAGCAUGAGCAGCAAUUAAGGUCCAAGCUACAGACGGAGCAUCUGCACAGGGAAAUGUCCCUAGGAAAGUGUUUUAUUUUUUAUGAUUUAUUUUAUUUUGUUUAUUUUAGAGAGAGGGAAAGGGGGGAGAGAGAGAGAGAGAGAGAGAGAGAGAGAGAGAGAGAGAGAGAGAGAGAGAGAAAGAUUUGUUGUUCUACUUAUUUAUGCAUUCAUUGGUUCAUUCUUAUAUGUGCCCUGACCAGGGAUUGAACCCACAACCUUGGAAUAACAGGGUGACGCUGUAACCAGCUGAGUAACCACCAGGGUGAAAGUGUUUUCUUUAGAGACAGAACUCUGAAAGCAGAGAUGGGGGCAGUGUUCACAAUCCAGAAGCCCCUUCCCCCUGGAACAAAUCCAUACUGUAAGUUACAAGCUGCAUAAUCACACAGGCUUCUGGAUGAGUGUGCACCAGUGAUUACACACUUCCAGUUCAGUCUUAGAGAAGUGAACCACGGCUUCAUUGGAUGUAUUUAUCCAAUUUUUAUAUGCAUUCCUUUGGCAUAUUGUCUUUGCAUACCCACUACUUUAAGUAUACAAAUUUGACUUUUUGUAAAUGGGCUAGUUCUAUGCACAUUAAUUUUUAAAGGCAUUUCUAAAUAAAUACUAGAAAAUGCCCAAGGCCACAUCUACAUAGCAUUGUUGUUGUUGUUGUUUUGCACUUAAUAUAUACUUGACUAAUUAAAAGGGAAAAUCAUUGCCUGAACUGAAUAUUCAUACUAUUUUAAAGGCAAAUAGCUUCACAUCUUGAAAAAAUUGAAGCCGUUUCCCAUUGUCCUUCCAUUUAACAUAACUGCAUAAUUGGCUUUGUUUCCAAAAAGAAUUUUGACAAUGUCAUAUAACCAAGUUAUUUAAAACUUAUUUUGAUUUUAUUUAUACUUCAUAAUAGCUAGAUAUGAUUGAAUAUAGACUACUUAAGAUUUCUUCUUUUUCUCAUUUUGAAGAUCUUAUGUUUCUACCAGCCUUCCUGAUCUGUGUGAAAUCACCACACUUGGGCCAAUAAAUAAGUUACUGCAGAUGUGCUGAGAAAAGUGAACAAUGGACCCUAAAUAUAUUGCAUGUAAAGGGUGUCCCAAAAUUCACGCAAGAAGUAAUUUUAACAGAAAACACAGGUUUAUAAUUAAAAAUUGUAAAUUUUUUAUUGAUUCAUAAAGUAUAUAGUAUAGGGUUAUGUAUGGAGUAGCAUAUCGGGUAAAUGGCCUCCGAGAGCUUCUCGAAAUGUCCAAUUCUUGACAACGGUGCCGAAUUGAUGUCCCUGGACUCUCAGCAACAUUCUCACAAACUGCUUCGAUGUUUUGUGUUGAACGACUUGUUGAAGGACAGCCAGAGUGUUUAGGAUCACUAAUUGAUCCAGUCAAUUUUUUAAUUAAUUUUUUAAUUUUUUAAUUAAUCUCUUCACAGUUGAUGAAGUUAAAUCACUAUUCUAACCAUAGUUUGCACGAAAAUUGUGAACUGUAGCUGCCAAACCUUCAUUAUUUUUAAACUAUUGCUCAACAAUGAAAACGCAUUGUUCUUUCAUGUAGCGCUCCAUUUUUAAUAACCCUGAACUGUCAGCUGUCACGCUAUCUUUUUUUUUCGUUGUCAACACUUUACAGCGUAAAAUUCAAAUUUUGCGUGAAUUUUGGGACACCCUAUACCAGUGGUCGGCAAACUGCGGCUCGCGAGCCACAUGCGGCUCUUUGGCCCCUUGAGUGCGGCCACAAAGUUUUAAUCGCACUGUACUUGCGUGCCCGCACGUAGUAUUUUGUGGAAGAGCCACACUCAAGGGGCCGCAGUUUGCCGACCACUGUCCUAUACCUUUAUCUAUUCCUCUAUUUAACUCCACUGAACUUUUUAAUAAAGAAGAAAUGAAACAGUAUGUAUUAAUGAAAAAAUUCUUCUUGCUUCAGAUUUCCCAACUUUAUUUAGAGGAAGAACGUUUUUAUUUCUCUUUAACCAACAUAGAGAAAAGCUAUGUACUUAAGACAUUCACUUUCACAAUGGAUGUCAGACCAAUUUAAGUCUAAAGGUAUAACAGAGAUCAAUUCCUUAAGCAUAAACAUGUUCUUAAACACUUUGUUUCUCAUUCAAAUGUGUUAGUAAUUCACACAUUUUACAAAUGAAUCUUGUGUAUAUUUUAAAAUAGAAUAUGCACCAAUUUUUUUCCUUUUGCCAUAAAAGACAUCUCUAUAUUAUACUGUGAUUUCCCCCCAGGUGAGAGGAAACUCUGACCAGGUGUGGUGUGUAGGCCUAGCUCCAACAGUUAGGAACUCACAAACUCAGGAGUCCAAGGAAUGAAUGAAUAUAUAUAAUGCCUCCCUCACAUGAGCAAGUCAACCUUUCAUUCCUAAUUUAGGUAAAACGGCAAGCAUGAGAAAAAAUAGAACUUUCCAUUGCUAUUUUUAUAGUCGGGUGAUGUUUUAGCAACUUGAAGUUGGCACUUAACUUGAUUGUAUUACCCAUCGGAGAACCAAUAAUCUUAAUUUUCUGCAGUAAAGAAAAUGAAUUAUUCUUUAUUUUCCAAAUGUAUAAAGCACAAAUGUGAUCUAGUUAUUUAGAAUACAAAAUGCUACAAAAUGAAUGUAAAGAAUGGGAAAAUGUAUUUUUGCAUGAAAACAGACUACUUACAAACUUGCUUAAUUAUCUCAGGAAAAAAUGAGUAAUCAUAUAUAAAAUUGAUAAAUUAUAUGUUGAGCUAAGUUGCUGCAUUUUCUUGCCUGUUUUUAUUUUAAAGGAGCAUAUACAUGAAAGAACAAAUGAUCCUGGUAGUCUGAAUUUUCUCUCAAGUAUGCUGCACAGUCCUUUCUGUGAAUCUACAAUCAACUGCAGUAAGAAUGGGAUUAGCCUCCAAGUGAGGACAAAGUCCCAAAUGGGAAGCUUCAGUUAGACUAUAUGCAUGGUUGUCACCCAGAGGCAAUAGAUAAACACCUGGCAUACAAGCAUUUCUAAACCUGGUCCCAAACUGAAAAGGUUUUCAUGAGGUGACAGUUGCUUUUAAACAUUCAUUUGACUGGUUAUUUUAAUUUUCCUUGUUAAGUCAUUGCAACAAAUGCAUGAGGGGAAAAACGGAUAUUUUUUGAAGAAUUGCUUAUUCUACUUUCAAUUUUUAAAAAGGAGAUUAAAAUAUUACUUUUUAAAUAUGCAUAAAAGUAUCUUAACUAUAGUUAUAUUUUAGUUGCUUUGUUAUAAUAGCAUGCAUAACAAGUAUAAAAUGCAUUUAUGAAAACUUUUGUAAAAAAUAAAGAUUUUUUUGUUUCUCAAA